Messenger RNA from Paramecium pentaurelia, 871 nucleotides. The record is from the annotation of a GenBank genome assembly. NCBI's taxonomy places the organism in Eukaryota, Ciliophora, Oligohymenophorea, Peniculida, Parameciidae.
AAUGGAUAAACUUUCAUACUUAAAGAAAUAUAUGGAUAAUGGACAAUCGAAAACAAAAGUUACUUAUCAAAAUAAUAUUAAAGAUCAAGAUAAUAUUGAUGUAUUGAUGGGAAGAGUGAUAAGUAAAGAAAACUAUAAUGAAUUGGAACAAUAACCAAUAUUUGUGGAAACACCUGAAUCUAUACUCAUUGAUAAAUAGAAGAAAUAAUUGUUUCUCAAAUAGAUGAUGAAUAAAGAAAGAAGUAGAAGCAAUAGUUAAGGAUCUAGUUCAUCUGAGUCAGAUUCAGAUUCAGAGUCUGAUAAUUCUUCUAGCAAAUCUGAUUCUGAUAUGUCUGUCGAGAGAGCACCUAAACCUUAAGAAGUCAUUCAUAGAGAUGUUAAGACAGGUUAGAGAAUUACUUAAAGUUAAAGAGUUGAAUAAGAAAAAUAAUUAAAUCCUAGAUUGAAAGCUAAAGAAGAUAAAUAAGCAAUUCUAUAAGCAAACAAAUAACAAAUAGAAAUGUGGUCAAAAGGACUUGUUUAAAUAUAAGAGAAAUAGAAGAAGUAAGAAGAUGCUCAAUAAGCUUUAGUAACUAAGAAUGAAGAAUAAAUAAAAUAAAUUGAUAUGUAAUUAAUGGGCCAAUAGAAAUUUGAUGAUCCAAUGAGAAAGAUGAUUUAAGAAGAAGAUGAUAAAUAAAUUACAUUAAAGCAAUCUGAUUUCUUAUUAAAAUGUAAAUUCCCACCUCCAAUCAAUAGAUUCAAUAUAUUACCUGGAUUUAGAUGGGAUGGUGUUGAUAGAAGUAAUGGUUAUGAAAUGAAGUUAUUGAAUUCUAUAAAUGAUAACAAAUAUAAGAAAUUAGAAAAACAACUUGAAAAUAUGAGAGAUUAAUGA